GUUUUCUUCUCGGUCCUCUCCAUUAUUAAAGGCCUCUCUUUGUGAAUCUAACACUUGUGCAGCGAAGCACUCCCACAUUUACAUUUUGCAAACAAAACAGGUCACCACUACUGGUAAACAACAUUGAAAAAAUGGAACGAUUACAACACCUCUUGAUCUCAUUGUAUCUGCUUAUUCUCUCCAUCAAUUUAACCACAACCACAGCUCAAUCACCUGCGCCCGCUCCUGCACCACCCGGCCCCACUAAUGUCAUCAAAAUACUCAAAAAGGCUGGCCACUUCAAGACCUUCAUCCGCCUCUUGAAAUCCACUCAAUUGGACAGCAAUCUAAACUCCCAACUUGGCAACACAAACAAUGGUUUGACCAUCUUUGCUCCAAGCGAUAGUGCAUUUUCAGCCCUUAAAACAGGCACUCUCCGCACCUUAACUGAUCAAGAGAAGGUCGAGUUGAUGCAGUUUCACAUUGUCCCUAUGUUCAUCUCAUCUUCCCAAUUUGAUACCGUGAGUAGCCCUUUAAAAACACACGCUGGAUCUGGUGCUAGGUUUCAGCUUAACGUUACCGCCAGUGGGAACUCCUUGAACAUAUCUACAGGACUUACCAACACCACCAUUUCUGACACUGUAUACACGGACACCAAUCUUGCUAUAUAUCAGGUUGACAAGGUGCUACUUCCUUUGGAUAUAUUUACCCCUAAACCUCCACCACCGGCACCGGCACCGGCACCAAAGCUUAAAGCAGAGUCAGAGAGCCCUGAUGAUGGUGUUUCUAAGAAGGAUAUUUCUAGCGCUGUAAGUUUUAUCAUGUAUCAUGAUACGGUGUUCUUUAUAGUUGGUACUGUUGUUGCAAUAUCGUUUUCUUUGUGACCAGAAAAAGCCUAGGAACCAUGUGAUAAGGACAGCUUGUCCUGGAUUUGGUCCUCGUAGUUGACAUAAAAACUUGUUGCCUGAAAAAGAGUGAAAAAAAGAGCGGGAGUUCUCUAUAUGUUAUUACAGGAAACCUUCGAAAGCUAGAUGCCUCAAGUUGCUGCUUGUCAUAAAGAAAGUUGGUAUCACUUCUAUAAGUUCAUUGAUUUAUUCAAAAUCUCUUUGUCUAGUACUUUCGUUGGUGGUGUGAACGUGGGUGCUGCCAUUGCCAUCUUCUAAACUUUUCUACAAA
Molecule: messenger RNA, 1155 nt
Organism: Populus euphratica (Euphrates poplar)
Lineage: Eukaryota; Viridiplantae; Streptophyta; Magnoliopsida; Malpighiales; Salicaceae
Product: fasciclin-like arabinogalactan protein 12
Exons: 1
Coding region: 132-863 (243 amino acids)
Biological process (GO): plant-type secondary cell wall biogenesis
Cellular component (GO): plasma membrane
Source: RefSeq, a predicted model, not a curated record